AUGCAUAUAGAACCGCCCUUCGCCGUGCCCUUCUCGACCUACCCAAGUCCCCCAUCAUUGUCCGCAUCCGAAGCCUCAUACCAACUCUCCGACGACGACACCUUCCCAAUGGAUGCCAACACCAACGUCAAUGUCGAUGGCAUUGGCGUCCUCAACUACCAGCGAGCUAUCGAUAUCGCCCGUAACACUGAGGGCGACCUGGAUCCGACGGUCUCAGCAUAUCUCGAAACGGCCUUGUCAGACAUCUGGGGGCGCAUCAACAUGGAGCCUGAGAACUACAUCAUGUCCAAGGACGAGUUCGCCGUGUUCAACUUCUACCGUUUCCGGUUCGAAGAAAACGGAGUCGCUGAAGCGGCUGUUGCUCGUUACUGGGCUCAUACCUUCGAGGCCCCUACUGCGUCUUCCUAA
Zasmidium cellare ATCC 36951 is the source of this 408-nucleotide messenger RNA. RefSeq lists its product as uncharacterized. NCBI's taxonomy places the organism in Eukaryota, Fungi, Ascomycota, Dothideomycetes, Mycosphaerellales, Mycosphaerellaceae. The transcript has a single exon. The record is from RefSeq and is a predicted model, not a curated record. The coding region runs from base 1 to 408 and encodes 135 amino acids.